AGUGGUGUAUUUUGUUUUAAAAACGUGUAUUCUUUUUUAUAGGUGAAUUACAUAAAUACUAAAAGAUGAAUCAAGCAGAGAAAAGUUUGUACAUUCCUGGUACCCUUGGUCCGACCAUAAUGUUGAAGGAAGGACUGGAUUUGGAAUCUCUAAAGAAAACAAAUGCCACAGCAAAUAUUGAGUUCACAACAGAAGACACAGACUAUGAUGAAGAAACUGACUUGAAAGCAGAUGAAAAUUAUUUUGGGAGUUCGAACAACUUUUCUUACAUGCUUGACAAUGAUUCAGAUGAUGAUGAAACAAAUGCAGAUUUAACUUGGUUUCAAAGACUUAACUCUAAAAUGAAUAAUAUAACAGAAGAUGGUGGUGUGAAGAAAAUGAUAAGAAAGGAAGGUGUUGGUUCUGUUGUUCCAUCUGGCUCAAAAGUUCGUAUUCAUUAUAACGGGUACAUGGAGGACCUUGAUGAACCUUUUGAUUCAAGUCGAAUUCGUAAUCAACCUCUCCAGAUAACUCUUGAACAAGGACAAGUAAUUCAUGGGUUGGACAUCGGGAUUUCAACUAUGAGGAAGUUUGAAAUAGCCAGGUUCCUAAUAGAAUCAACAUAUGCGUAUGGUAACAUGGGAUGUCCACCACGAAUACCAGGGCAUGCACUUGUGUGUUUUGAGGUUGAACUGUUAGGUUACUCGGACCCAUCUGCUCUUGAUGAUUACGAAGGUUUAACAGACGAAGAAAAGAGAGAUCUUCCAUUUAAGCGAAUCAUUGAGGUUUCCAAAGCUUUAAAGGCAGAAGGAAAUGAACUUUAUCUUUGUGAGGAUUUUAGGAAAGCAAUACGCAAAUAUUUCAAAGCAAUCAACACUUUAGAAUCAGCAACUUUAAAAAAUGAGAGCCAGGAAAGAGAGGUUAUCCACAUGUGCAUUAAGUCAUAUAACAAUAUUGGACUUUGUUAUUUGAAAACGGGAAGUUUUGGCAAAGCUUUGUCUUCUGCGCGUAGGGUGUUAUCAUGGCAAAAUGAUAACAGCAAAGCCUUAUACAUAUGCGGUAAAGCAUUACGUCAUCUUGGUGAAUUCAGCAAAUCAAGAAAAUAUUUUACACGAGCGCUUUCUGUUUCUCCAAAAUCAAAAGAUGUCGUAAAAGAGGUCAAACUUUUGGAUGAAAUGGAAAUGAAAUUUCAAUUGGUAGAAAAGCAAAUGUGCAAAAACAUGUUUGGUUGAUGAUCUUUUACUUUAAAUAUCUUAAAACUUUGUUUCAACUUUCUUUCAUUUUCUUGUUACACUUUUUAUUUUUUAUAAGAACAACUAUGUUUGUGAUAAAAAACACAAAAUUGUUUUGUUGUUGUUUUUGUAACUAAGUUAUGCGGGUUUCGUUUAUGUUAAAUGUGAAUUUUUUUCUGUCACAAACAGAACAAAAAAAUUCAGUGUAAGUGUAAUUUGUUGUUGCUGUUACGGGUUAAUUAUGGAAACUUUAACUUAAAUAUUUCUUGUAACUUUUUCAGCUCUUGUGAACAGAUCUUUGAAAAUAUUUGCUAAUUUUGACAAUCAAAGUUGAGUUGCAUGUUUACAAGAUCAAAAAAACACCCUACCAAAUAAAAUUCGACUAGUUGUGUAA
Ciona intestinalis (vase tunicate) is the source of this 1605-nucleotide messenger RNA. RefSeq names its product inactive peptidyl-prolyl cis-trans isomerase FKBP6. NCBI's taxonomy places the organism in Eukaryota, Metazoa, Chordata, Ascidiacea, Phlebobranchia, Cionidae. Gene Ontology annotation, molecular function: Hsp90 protein binding; peptidyl-prolyl cis-trans isomerase activity. Gene Ontology annotation, cellular component: cytoplasm. The record is from RefSeq and is a predicted model, not a curated record. Gene Ontology annotation, biological process: piRNA processing; spermatogenesis.